Molecule: messenger RNA, 1206 nt
Organism: Odontomachus brunneus
Lineage: Eukaryota; Metazoa; Arthropoda; Insecta; Hymenoptera; Formicidae
Exons: 5
Coding region: 437-1129 (230 amino acids)
Source: RefSeq, a predicted model, not a curated record
UUGGCUAUCGCGUGGACUUUUGCCGCGCGGCAAGCAUUACCGCGUCCUGUGUGCAGAAGCCAUAACUCGCGCGAUGCCAUAUCCCCACUCCACAUGACGUUACCCGUUUAGUUCGGCCACAUCCGAAGCAAUCUCAAAGGGCACGACUAAAAACUGGAGCCAAUUUUUACAAGAGGGAGUUUGUACCCCUGGCCGCUCUCAAGCUUCUCUCGAAUACAUUAUUGAUAAUAAUAAGGAUUACCUGGAACCAAUAUUGAGAGAGAGAGAAAGAGAGAGAGAGAGAUUAUUGAUAAUAAGUGCAUUCAUUUUCAAAUAUCUUUGAGAUUGUUUACAACUAUAUCGGUUAAGCAUUAGAAAUAAUUGCAGGCUUCCAGUAGUUUGUUCUACAAAAAAGUAAUUAUAAGACACGUGAGAAACUAAUUUUACGUGUUGCAAGAUGUCAUUAUUUCAUGGAUACAACGAAAUUAAACCUACCGAUCUAGUGGCAAAGUCCAUGCUAUCACCAUGCAAAACAACUGUUUUCAAACCCAAAGACUCUGGUCAAAAGCCAAAGGGCUUAUCAAUAAGAUCUCGAUCAGAUAUGAAUGUAUUUCAUAGCACACAUCCAACUAAUGUAAAAAAAAAUACAUAUACUAAAAAUUUGAAGAUUCAAAAGUCUAAUGAAAUAAGACCAGACAGUUCUAGACAUCAGUUCUUGACAUAUUCACCAAAGGAACAUUGGAAAUAUUCUAAUUGUGAAUAUCAGAUUACUGAAUUUGAAAGAUUAACACUAAAAGAAGAGAAAAAAGGAAUUGAUAAAGAUACAAAGACAGAAGAGACAUUAGAUGAUAAAAUUUUUAAGAAACCACUGCCUAAAAGAUUUGCUAAGAAAGUUCAUGAACCAGAAAAUUUAGCACAUCAUUAUGAUUUUCAACAUAAAUUUGAUUAUGAACAUAUUGAAAACAUAGAACAAGAAUUUAUGGACCAAUUUUUGAAAGAAAAAGAAACUGUAAUACUUCAUGAAGAAGAUUCAGCAAUGUUAGUACCUAUAGAAUUUCCAGAACUUAUUUUUCCUAGUUUCUUUGAUGAAGAAUAUAUAAAACUUUCAUCUCCUGAGAUAUCAUACAUAUCUGAUGAUGACACUUUGUGAUUGAGAUGGCUGUAUCAAGGGUUUAUUUAAUAUUAAACUUUAAAAUAAAAACUUAUGAUUUAGUGUUAUUGUGAAUA